Messenger RNA from Aspergillus heteromorphus CBS 117.55, 992 nucleotides. Its product is annotated as class I SAM-dependent methyltransferase. The transcript has 4 exons. The record is from RefSeq and is a predicted model, not a curated record. NCBI's taxonomy places the organism in Eukaryota, Fungi, Ascomycota, Eurotiomycetes, Eurotiales, Aspergillaceae. Bases 154 to 918 code for a protein of 254 amino acids.
AUACCAUUAGAUCCUGCGCCUGAUAUCGUCUAGCCUGCCCAAGCCGAUCGCACAUAUAAAAGCCCACGCAUGACCCGGACGUCCGUGAGAUGACACUUCCACCUCCAUCCCAUUUCAUUCCCAGCGCUUGCUUCAGAAACUCGAACUCCAGCCAUGGGUCUCCAUCUCAAGGAGCGAUUGACCAGCUAUAUCGAGCCAUACCAGCCACUACUCAAUGCCAUCAAGUACCACUGGGUUGCCUACAAAACCCGACAGGGCGCAACGUCCUCAAUCCAGGACCGCGCUUUCGCAGACUGGUACAAAGACAUGUCCCCCCUGCACACCAACUACGAGAAUACAACCGGGCUACCAUCCCUCGCCGCUGCAGCUCGGGGCACCGUCCUAGAGCUCGGCCCGGGACCAGGCAACCAACUCCAGCGCUACAAUGCCAGCGCCAUCACCCGCCUCUACGGGGUCGAGUGCAACCUGGAAUUCACUGAGGUGCUUCAGGCCCGAAUCACCGAGGCCCACCUCGACGACAUAUACACACCCAUCUUCUGUGACAUCCAGGAUGCCGACGCCCUCGAGCGACAUGGAAUCGUCGAGGGGAGUCUCGACUGCGUGACCAGCUUCCAGGUCCUGUGCUGCAUCCGGGACCCGAACGCGGUCGUGUCGACGCUCUGGAAGCUGCUGAAGCCCGGCGGCGAGUUGAUCUUCUGGGAGCAUGGGGCCAAUGCGGACUGGGUGACCUAUCUGGUGCAGAAGUUCUGGAGCCUGGUGUGGCCCACUGCUAGAGGCGGAUGUCAUCUGGAUCGUCGCACUGUGGACAUUCUGCUCCAGUCGGCUGACUGGGAGGUUGUGGAGUUGAAUUAUGAGGGGGAGAAGUGGCAUAUCAUGCCCAGGGCCUCUGGAAGACUCAGGAAGCUGGUUUUGGAGUAGAGCGUGUAUGCUCGGAUGGUCACUAUAGGGAUUCGUAUUGUUGUAUCGGCGUGGAUAUGUGGCUGAGAGACCGC